CGUUCUCGUCGUUGUUGCAAUGGUGGACAAAUGUAUUGAGUUGGCGUUCAAUAAAGAUAAACCUGAAAUUUAUUUUGUAGAAAUCUGGUUAACCAAUGUUUAAAAAACGCCAAUAUUUGGGUGAUGUAUUAUCUGCGUAGGUGUGACACAUCGUAUGUUUCCCACUUAUAGGAAUUUGUGGUUGCAUGGGAAAGAGGACAUGCCCGCCAGCAUCCAUUUAUUGUUUUAUUGCUAUAGCGUAUAAUAAAGGACGAUCGUGUUGUGUUUUCAUAAAUUGCGGAAACAUAUCGAAAUUGUUAUGUUAAUUAUAUGGGAGAAGCAUCGUAGACUUUAGGUUUAAAAGUUGUAGUUUACAAAGCAAUUCUCACAAUGUUGCAAAGUGUGCAGUUCAGUCAACCUCCUCCCCCGAUGCCGAAUCUCUCCAUACCACCUCCUAACUUUCCACCGCCCCAGCAACCCCCGCCGCAGCAGCAACAGCUUCGUUAUGGAACCGAUCCAAGAGGAGUACACAGGGGACAUUUUUUCCAGCCUUUCCGUCCGUACACCAGACCAGGCCCUGUAGGUGCGGAUAGUGAGUUUGAUGGCAAACGAUUGCGCAAAUCGGUUAUGAGAAAGACAGUUGACUACAACUCAGCAAUAAUUAAAAUGUUGGAGUCUCGGGUGUGGCAACGUGAUUUCCGAGACAGACGGUCGCUGCAGCCGGAUGUGCUGUACUACCCAGACCUCCAGCCGCCCCCAGCGUAUGCAGAUAAUCCCAUUAACUCAGUGACCACACGUUUUGUCAAGACUGCUACCAAUAAAAUGAGGUGUCCCAUAUUCUGCAUGGCGUGGACACCGGAGGGGCGCAGACUGGUCACAGGAGCAUCCAGUGGAGAGUUCACAUUGUGGAAUGGACUCACGUUCAACUUUGAGACAAUAUUGCAGGCUCACGACAGUCCAGUGCGGACGAUGGUGUGGUCGCACAAUGAUGUGUGGAUGGUGACUGGGGACCACGCAGGCUACGUCAAGUACUGGCAGAGCAACAUGAACAAUGUGAAAAUGUUCCAGGCGCACAAGGAAGCGAUUCGUGGCCUCAGCUUCAGUCCGACGGACCACAAGUUUGUGACUUGCUCUGACGAUGGCACCCUCAGGAUAUGGGAUUUCAUGCGCUGCCACGAAGAGAGGAUACUCCGAGGGCAUGGAGCUGAUGUGAAGUGUGUUCACUGGCAUCCGCAGAAAGGUCUCAUCAUAUCGGGCAGUAAAGAUAACCAGCAGCCAGUCAAAUUGUGGGAUCCCAAAACAGGACAGUCUCUGGCAACACUGCACGCUCACAAGAGCACUGUGAUGGACAUCAAGUGGAAUGCUAAUGGCAACUGGUUAGUGACUGCAUCGCGAGAUCACUUGCUGAAGCUAUUCGACCUGCGGAACUUGUCAACGGAGGUGCAGACCUUCCGCGGGCACAAAAAGGAGGCGUCGUCUGUGGCCUGGCAUCCAUACCACGAGGGCCUCUUCUGCAGUGGGGGCAGUGACGGAGCUAUCCUCUUCUGGCACGUUGGGGCAGACAAGGAGGUGGGCGGAAUCGAGCAGGCACACGACAGCAUCGUCUGGACACUGGCGUGGCAUCCCCUCGGGCACAUUCUCUGCUCGGGCUCGAACGACCACACCAGCAAAUUCUGGACCCGUAACCGUCCGGGAGACCAGAUGCGAGACAAGUACAACCUCAACACACUGCCAGCCGGGCUGACAGGUGUCGAUGACCAGGAUGUCGAUGAGCCAGCAGUGAUUCCCGGCAUGGGUCCAGAGGACAAGGUGGAGACGACCGAUGGGACAACGCCAGCUCCUGCGGCUGCGUCUCAGAUCCCCGGCCUUGACUUUGAGGGUGUUGAGGACAGGCAUCGGCAGCUGCACAAAAAGGUUCCAUACUCAAAGCCAAUUCCACGCAACUUCCAAGCACAGUGGAAUGAGACUAAACUCAAUCAUGAAGAUGGGAUGGACGAAGACAGUGACGGCGAAGAGGGCUGGCGAAACAGGCGGGGAGGAUCCGCCAAGGACCCCAUCAGCGAGGUCAUCUCGCAGAUCAUGGAGACAAACCCUCCACCCGGGGUGGUGCCCCUGUCUCAGCUGCAGCCGCAGGCUAUCCUCAUCUACGGCAAACUCAUUCCCGUUGAAGGUAACCCCGUGCUGUUGGAAGCGAUCCAGCAAGGCGGCGAAGCCCUCCGCAGGCUGAUCGACUCUGGCGAGAUCGAGGAGCUGCAGGACGUGAUGCCGCACAACGACGAUUCCCCCGCACUGGGCGGCAAUGCACGCGGCUCCAACACUGUGUCUGCGGCAGUCGUGACGCCCCGCGCGCACCCACGGAAGCCCGAGUACAGGGAGCCCGUCGCAGACCGGUCGGUUAACGAUUCCGACCGAGACGAGACCAGCAAUGACUCCUAUCGUAUGGACACCGACCCUCACAACAAUACGAGGCACCACGAUCCGCUACCGAUGCCGGGCACGCGGCAGCGGCGGACUCGCUUUAGCGACCUGCCGGCGCCAGACCUGAGCAACGACGACAGCCAGCAGCAGAUGCAGCGGCCUCAGGACCACGAGAUCGAGGAGUUGCCGCACCAGGACAAGGACAUGCGGCAGACGCCACUUUCGCACCCACACCAGCACCAGAUUCCUUACUCCACUUCGGCACCAAUGCAGAAUAUGUCCGAUCAGGACAUGCGGUUCCCAGCCGGUCCCCCCACCCUUCUGCCCACGCCGGGCAGCGGUCGGGAUGUCGACCUGCGCAACACGGACCUGUACAGCGACUUGCCGCCUCCGCUGAUGAGUUCGCCGAUGUCCGGCAUGUUGUCAACAACAGGAGAUAGUGAUCUGCGUCGCAUGCCACUGCUGCCGAGUGCAGGGCUGCCGCCGGUUCGUGGGAUGGACGAGGACUUGCGAGUCCCUCCCCAUGCCGACAGAUAUCGAGACAUCGGCCCGGUGGAGGACCACGACAUGAGGCAGCAGUGGGCACCCAGUGGGGGUGGGGGACCCGCACCUGUCCCUGGAGGCCCACGGAAGAGGCGCUGGGGAGCGGACAAUGGCUCGGACGAUGGACGACCUUCUACUCCACAGCCGUACCUGCAGCGUAGCAGCAGCGGAUCGGUGCGGACCUACGAUCGCGACCAGCGAGGGAGGAGCCCCAUUCUGCCCGACUACGAGCCUUACAGCCGUGCGGAAUAUCGACGUGGUGGGAUAGGCUCCGGCAAGCUACCACCACCCAGGUACAGGGACGAGGGCUACGACGGCUAUCCGGGGUCACCCUCCGAAGGCGGCGAGGAUGUCGGCCCGGAAGGAGACGCCGGUCACGACUGGCCACCCCCCACUGGCGGACCCAGGGUGGCAGGAGGUGGCCUCCUCCCACAUCCGUACCCACGCCCGAGGGACAGCACCAGCAGCGGGGCCGACCUCGGAUCCGGUGGCUACCGGGGCCGCUCUCCUAACAGCUACCGUGGUGACACGAGAGGGGGUGGGCGGGGUGGUGGCCGCGGAGGUCGGUAUUCGUCCAGGGGGCGGGGGUCGAUGAGGGGUGGAGCUGGGAAGAGGGGAGGUGGAGGCUUCUGA
This is a messenger RNA of Schistocerca piceifrons (Central American locust), 3573 nucleotides long. It is a transcript of the gene Wdr33, whose product is annotated as pre-mRNA 3' end processing protein WDR33. Gene Ontology annotation, cellular component: mRNA cleavage and polyadenylation specificity factor complex. The transcript is spliced from 16 exons. The record is from RefSeq and is a predicted model, not a curated record. Bases 370 to 3573 code for a protein of 1067 amino acids. Lineage: Eukaryota; Metazoa; Arthropoda; Insecta; Orthoptera; Acrididae. Gene Ontology annotation, molecular function: protein binding.